AUGGAGUGCACCAACACUUUUAAUACAGUACGUGUAUCAGGUUUAAAUUAUGCCGGAGAAGUUUUUAAAAUCCAAAAACAUGUAAUUUUACCAAAUAAAAUUCAACAAUUUUGUGCAGUUUAUAAAUAUAAAAUAGAAGGCAUUGGAAACAUACUUUGCCAUUUUUUUCGAGAAAGAACAAUAAAGUCAGCGCUCACAUUCAAUGAAUUGGUAGAGGUUAUAUCUUGGUAUGAAGAAUACAACGAUAUAGAAUUAGUAAGGUUCAUUUCUGGUUUACUGUUCUUUUCAUACCACUCAGAAAAGUAUUGUCAUUAUGUAGAUUUCAAUGGUUAUAUAAAAUUUUGUGCAAAUAUUUUAUUUGACCCAUCAAUAAAAGUAUCAUCACUUUUUAGAGUUAAUUCACAAAUUGGCCACAGGUGUACAUCAUCAACUUAUUCGGAAUAUAAUGUUGAUAUAGUUACAGAUUAUAUUGUCAAAGAUAAAAGGUUUAAUGAAUGGUUUAUAAGAAACUCUCAAUCAAAUCCUAAUCAUUUGCAAUUUAUGAUAGAUAAAUUCAAAACUAAUAUUGAUAAAACCCCAUUAAUAUAUAAAGAUAUUCAUGCAGAGUUAACUUUAAACCCAAAUAGUAACAAGAUACCAAAAAUAAUACUCUCCUAUUUAUAUUACGUAGAACAAAAGGAAUCAAAUAAUAAUAAUAAUAAUAAUAAUAAUAAUAACAAUAACAAUAACAUUAACAAUUAUGAUAAUGAUAAUAAUAACAAUAACGAUAAUAAAAAUAAUAUUAAACUUCCAAAUAUACUUUAUAAAAAAAUUUUAAAUUACAACAUAAAUAACUAUUUAUAUUCAAAGAAAAAAGUAUAUGAAUUACUCUGGAGCCACACACAACCCUAUACCCCAAGUAAAGGCGAUAUUUUAAAAUAUGCAUUAGUUUCCAAAUACUUUUUUAAAGCUUGUUCAGAUAUAGUCGGGGAGGGAAAGUAUUAUUGGUAUUCGCCAUUCAACAUAUCAAACCAGUUUUGUCUAGUAAAAGAGCCACCAAGAUAUUUCAACUACUAUUCAAUUAAAGGGUUACCAUAUUACCAAGAUAAAUCAACAGUAGAUUAUUAUUUUUCGAAAAUUGAAAAAUGUUUUGUAAUUUGCGAAAAUUUCCCAAUCGAUGGAUCAAGGCAUUGUGUUUCCUCUAAAAAACACUACCCAUUAGAAAACUAUUUGGUAUAUCCUCCAAAAAUGCCAUCAUUAAAGAAAUUAAAAGUAACCAACUUUAAAAAUGGAAAUAUUAACUAUUCAAAUCUUAUUUGCUUUAUAAUUCAAUCAACUGUAGAUAAUAGUAAUAAUACUAAAAGACAAAUAGAAGCUAAUGAUAAAAAUAAUAAUGGAAUUGAAUAUUUUGUUUUUAAAUUAUGCAAACCUAAUCGCUACAUACCUAUCCAACAAAUAGAUAUUUUUUCACAAAUACCAAUUUUUUCAACUUUAUUUAAAUGUUGCUCAAAAUCUUUAAAAAAAGUUAAAAUAGAAAUGCGAGAUGAUAGUGGAUUACCUUUUUUAAAAAAGGCAAUAGAAGAAAAUAAUAAUUUAGAACACAUUCUAUUCAUAGUGCAUCUAUUUAAGUAUAAUAUAGAAAACUUUAGAUCAGAAGUUCAUAAAAAAAAGCGAAUCUUACUUUUACAUAAAGAUUCAUUCUUUGAUGACAUGUGCAUGUUAAUUUCUUCUACAACUCAUAAUGAUUAUUAA
Molecule: messenger RNA, 1731 nt
Organism: Dictyostelium purpureum
Lineage: Eukaryota; Evosea; Eumycetozoa; Dictyosteliales; Dictyosteliaceae
Exons: 2
Coding region: 1-1731 (576 amino acids)
Source: RefSeq, a predicted model, not a curated record